CCUGCACAGUGCCGACGACAGCGAGCUCACGUCUUGUUCAUCUUGUCGGAAAUAAUGGCUCUUCUAGGUGCCAUGGUCAUCCUUCCGUUCGUCCUGCUACUCGUCCUUGGAGCGGCAGCAUUUUCGAGUGGAGCUGCCAAUCAUCGCCGUCCGGUUCGUUCGCCGCCGACGACGACUACGACCUGCCGAUACGGCGACGCCCGGGACCACUACUUUCAACAACCCUUCCCGUACGGUUCCAAUCCGGAAGUAGACGCCUACGACCUGGUCGACGAUGAUUCGCCCUUUCCUGCGGACAAAUGUCGUCUGGCCAAGGAGAUGGAGAAAGAGAUCCAAUAUUUGCGCAGGCUGAUGGACAAGUGCGAGCGAUGCGUUUCGUCCGAGGAGGAAAUGUCGACUCAACUCCGCGGGCCCAACAGGAAAAGUGUGAAUUGCGAGGACGGUGGCUCGUCGUGGUGUCUCAGUGGCCCGUCUCCCUGCGAAGAUACACCCUUCGGCUCGAUCUGUGAGCUCUGCCAAAUUGGAUAUGAUAAAAAUGGAUCAACCUGUGUUCGGAGAGCAGCCAGCUGCAAAUGAAAUGCCUUCCGGCCCCCAGAGUACAUCCUUCAGAAUCCAAGCUAUUUGGCUUAUUAUUAUUAUUAUAUAUAUAGUACAUACAAGAACUGACAACCUAA
Molecule: messenger RNA, 674 nt
Organism: Ochlerotatus camptorhynchus
Lineage: Eukaryota; Metazoa; Arthropoda; Insecta; Diptera; Culicidae
Exons: 3
Coding region: 55-576 (173 amino acids)
Source: RefSeq, a predicted model, not a curated record